CUGGGGUGUGGACAUGAAAAGAGGGCAGGGUCAAAGUGGGCGGAUGGGCUGCUUCUUGUGUUUGUGCAUUUAGACCCGGAGCCUGAAAUUAGUGUCAUUGAGAGCAGAAGGAUUUAGACUUGAAGAGACACUCGGCCAUCUAACACACAGUCAUCAUGCUGAUUCUCCUCGCUGGCAUCUUCGUCCUCCACAUCAUAACCAUCAUCCUCCUCCUGGUGGCCACUAUUGACAAUGCCUGGUGGGUAACUGACAGCAUAUCCACUGAUGUGUGGGCCCGGUGGAUUUUCCAAAAUGGAGUGUGGAACAUUACUGAGCUCCCUACAGGAUCAAACUACCCAACAGAUUACCUCCAGGCAGUGCAGGCCAGCUCUGUGCUUGCAUGCAUAUUCUCCUCUAUUGGAAUUUUUGUGUUUGCGGCUCAGCUCUUCACCCUCCCCAAAGGAAAGAGGUUCACAAUCUCCGGCAUCUUUCAGUUCCUGGCCUGCCUGUGCAUCAUGAUCGCAGCCUCCAUCUACACAGACCGCUUCCACAUCAAAGAGAAUGGUAACUACGGUCACUGCUUCAUCCUGGCAUGGAUCGCCUUCGGUCUCACGUUUAUCUCCUCCAUCAUUUACUUUGUGCUACGCAAGAAGACUGCAGAAAGAAACUAGAUCUACUCUAUUGACUGAGGCUUUUGUUGCAAAUAGGUUUGUGUGUUUUUCAGACAUCAGAUUUGAGCUGUAAAUGGAAAUUCAUCUACAGAUACAACAGACCUGUUGAUCCUCUCAAAUACAUACAGUGUUUAACUGAGUCUGCUUUCAAACAGUCAGGGGAUCAGACUUUGUAAGACUCUAGCUCUGAAGUAAAAGGCAAUCUCAGUCAAUCACAGAUGUAUUUAAGUGGAUUUUGAACCCACAGUUGGGCUGAAUCACUUCAGGGCAUCUGAGGAUUAAGAAUGUUUUCCUCAAAAGCCUUAAUGUUUAUGAGAUGCUAUGAUAAAUUAAGAUGGAAAUAGGCUACUUUAUAAUGAGGGUUACAAAUCAAGUACUUCAUUAAUGCUCAGCUAAUGCACAUGAAUUCCUUUAUUCCACCAUUGAAAAAUGGCACGUAUGUCAGCUGAAUUCAACUUUAUUUUCAAACACUAAGUGACUUACAGAAAUAAAGCAAAAUCUGAAAGCAAGCAAGUUAAACAAAAUAUAAACACUUAAAAGCUCAACACUUAUAAAAGAUAUUUGCAAAUAGCAGUUAAAUACUAAUAUAAAGCAAAUUAAAUAAAUAAAUGAGUAAAAAGUAACCAAAAGACAGAGUUUAACUCAAAUCCAGCUCAUUUGUAAAUGGACAUCUAUUAACUCACAAGCUAUUAAAUGUGAACUAACUGGAUGAAGUUGCAGUGAUGGGAUGAUUUUGUUAAUAGUGAGCAGAAAUUUGCAUGGUACCUCAUUAUGGCUCAUGCAUUCUUAAAGCAUCAUUUAGGUAAAUGAUUAAUACCCUUUAUUUUAAACUGUUGCCAUUAAUAUUGAUUACUAUUCCUGGCUUGAUACAGAAGCAGGAUGAAGAGUUUGAUCUUUUCUUUUUAAUGUACAUUUACAUACAGAGUGUAACAGUAGAUUUAAAAAAAUGGGUGAUUUAUUUUUAAAUUUUAGUUAUUGUUCAUGUUAUUUUAUUGUGAGUUCAUCAAUUUCUAUGUCGCAUUUUAGAAAGAGCUGUCUGAUUUCAUGUGAUCUAAUUAUUACAACAUUCUUUUGUUAAGUUUUUGCUCGUGAGUUUCUUUUUGUUAAAGACAAAAAAAGAUUUGUUUGUAAUUAUUUGUGAAAAGACACCAAACCAAAGGUAAAUCCAAAUCCAUGCUGUUACGCCUGGUAUAGUUUUUAUUCUCCGUCAUUCUUAAGGAAAUGCAGCAGAAAUUUCAGGGAUGAUUGUGAUCUGUGACUUUCACAUUUCCAGUGAAUGUCACGAUCCAGCCAUAAUCUGCUGACAUGAUGCACCAUAACAGCCUUUUUGUUUUUGUAAGCUGUGCGUCUACACGGUGUGACAGAAAGACAAGGUAAAUCUUGAAGCUUGAGAUGUAAUGUGUAAAUAUGCUUUGCUUCCCGUAAUGUUCUGUAUGUCUAAUUCUGUUUUAUUUUUGUUACCAUAACAUGUCUUGAAUGACAAUUACAAGGAUUUGUACAAAUAUUAAAACUUCAUUUUCA
Molecule: messenger RNA, 2171 nt
Organism: Melanotaenia boesemani (Boeseman's rainbowfish)
Lineage: Eukaryota; Metazoa; Chordata; Actinopteri; Atheriniformes; Melanotaeniidae
Product: epithelial membrane protein 2-like
Exons: 5
Coding region: 156-650 (164 amino acids)
Cellular component (GO): plasma membrane
Source: RefSeq, a predicted model, not a curated record